AUGGCUGAUGAUCUCGACGCUGAGUUGCUUGCGUUGGCGGGUGAUGACGCCUCCGAUGAAGAGGCCUCUCCCCCGCCUCGCAAGCAACCCUCUGAAUCUCCCCCUCCUUCAUCUUCCCCACGUUCCCCCGAACCAACAUCAACCAUGGCUCGCAAAGGUACAGCAAAACCAGUGCGUCGUCCUCGCAAGUCGCGUCGCGAAGAUGACGAGGAGGAAGAUGGAGAAGUGUCCGCCGCUGAUUCUCUCAACUCAGCCAGCAUGUCUGAAUCAGAAGCAGCAUCAGAUUCCGAAGGCUCGGAUGCACAGGUCGAAGAUGAUGGCCCGAUUUUCCCUUACGAGAAGCUCUACCUCUCCGCCAAAGACAAGCAGGAGAUCAUGGCCAUGCCAGAAAUUCAGAGGGAGCAGAUCCUGUCUGAGCGUGCGCAGGAGGUAGACCGCCACAAUCAGGAUCUCGCGCUUCGCCGUCUUCUGGCCUCUCGUGAGAAGGAGGAGGCACGCAAGGCGAAGAAAAAUAAGCGCAAGGCCAGUGUUGCCAAUCUGGACGAGGGAGCCCGUAAGAGCUCUCGACAGAAGACAACACUUGGUGGUCGCAAAGUCGGCGAGGCUUCAGAGGCUAUCGAAGCCUAUAAACGACAGCGCGAGCAGAAAGGGAAGCGUGACGAACUGCGCCGGCGGGACACAGCGACGAGGGAUCACAAAUCCCGAUCGCGGGUCUCCGAUGAGGAUGCAGACGGGGAGAGCGAAGUCGAGUGGGACGACCGCGAGCGCUCGCCGUCGCCACCAAAGGAUGAUCCUCCUGCAGAGCUGCGUGAUAUCCAGCGAGCCCGAGUUGGCAGGACAAACUUUGCCCAAGUCUGUUUCUACCCUGGCUUUGAAGAAGCUAUAUCUGGGUGUUACGCCCGUGUCAACAUUGGACCGAACAGAGAUACAGGACUGAAUGAGUAUAGGCUUUGCUUGAUCAAGAGAUUCUCGGAAGGGAAGCCGUAUGCCUUGGAGGGAGCGAAUGGUCGGUCUUUUGUGACAAACCAGUAUGCUGUCCUCGCUCACGGCAAGUCUGAACGCGAGUUUCCAUUCAUUGCUUGCUCCGAUUCUUCGUUCACAGAAGCAGAGUUCAGUCGGUACCGACAGACCAUGGCUGUUGAAGACUGCAAGAUGGCCACACGGUCUCAGGUAGCCAAGAAACUAACAGACAUCAACCGAUUACUGAACCACAAAUUCACGAAUGAGGAACUUAAUGAGAAGUUGCGCAAGCAAGGGUCUUUGGAUUCAAAGAUGACGAUCUAUAAACGUGUUGAGAUCGAAAAGAAGAUAAAGCUUGCGCGGGAGAUUGGCGACGACGCGGAGGUGGAGAGACUGCAAGCCGAGCUUGCCAGCCAGAUCCCCAAGCUCGCCUUUGGUUCCAGCAUGUCCAAGCCACGUGCCGACAAGCUCUCGGAGCACGAGCGUUUGGCCCAAUUAAAUCUGCGGAACCAGAAACUCAACUACGAAAACGUGCGCCGUGCCCAACUUGAAGAGCGCAAGGCAAGCCGAAAGGCCGCUGCCGCCGCCGCUCGCGGCGAAGCUCCGAUCAACCCUUUCCUACGUGUCAAGACUCUAGCGAAGACUCAUCAUGAUGUCAACGGAUCCACGACUAAAACCGAAGAGAAUGGAAGUCGCGGCGGAACUCCUGCUUCAGGCACAUCGAAGGCGAACACGCCUGAUCGGAGCAGCACACCUUCCAACUCUCAGAAGAAGCAAUCUAAAGGAGGCAUAGCCACAAUCCGUCACAAGAACAUGGACGAUGAGAACAUUGCAGCCUUGGACCUGGACAUUGACAUUGACAUCUAA
Molecule: messenger RNA, 1827 nt
Organism: Aspergillus calidoustus
Lineage: Eukaryota; Fungi; Ascomycota; Eurotiomycetes; Eurotiales; Aspergillaceae
Source: the annotation of a GenBank genome assembly